Molecule: messenger RNA, 930 nt
Organism: Anisakis simplex (herring worm)
Lineage: Eukaryota; Metazoa; Nematoda; Chromadorea; Rhabditida; Anisakidae
Source: the annotation of a GenBank genome assembly
AUGCGACCAUAUAUACUCUUGAAAUCAUUUCCAGGAAGUUUAGCCGCGUGGUCACGCGAGAAAUCGCCGAGGAGAAUCCGAGCCGCAGUGGCUAGUUCGGCUCCAUUGCUGGCGAAAGUUGAUUUUAAUGAGUUCGACAAACAAGUGGAAACAAUUCUGACGAAGUCUGAUCCAGACUGUGUGUCAAACAUAAGAAGUAUUUUCCGAUUGCUUGUCGAGAAGAUGAAAACGCUGAAGGGAAGGCGUGAAAUUGUACGGGUGUUCAGAUUGGAUGAUUCUCUAUUACGGCCUGGUAUGAGUGAAAAGGACGUUCAGAAUUUUUUCUUUGUGGUGCGCAAUUACAUCAAUUUCAUCAUUAUGCACAGUGCAGUUAACGCGCGCAUUCAUCGUGAUCUGCUAACGCUUCACUCAAUGUGUGACAAACUGAGAGGUGGAACGUCGAUCAAACAGUUGCGAGAUGUAAUUUCAAUGGUCAUGAAAGCACAUGGCAAAUCGCCUCUUACGCCGAUUGAUAUCAGUUACAGAAAUUUUGUCGAGUUCAUGAAGAACGAACGCUUCGGAAGGCCAAGUUCACAACCACGAGCAUGGCUGUAUCAAAACUGUAACGAAUUUGGUCAUUUCACAACAAGUGAAGAUCCGAAUGGUCUUUUUGGUGAUACAGUUCCGUUGAGCUUCUUCAUUGAUCGAUGUCAACAUGUGUUUGGACCUGAGUACACUGAAGAAAGAAUCCUCAAGAAUAUUGCCGAUACGAACGACUAUUUUGGGGGAAAUCAACAUUUUCGGGUUUAUUUCACGUUUCGUAAUAAUGUUCAAACUUUUACACAAAUGGAAGAUCGCAAAACAUUGAUGGGAUUUUAUACGAUGAAAAUGAGCGCUUUUAUCAACAAAUCUUAUAGAGAUUGCCUUCUCAAAUCGCAUAUUCUGUUAUAA